Messenger RNA from Astyanax mexicanus (Mexican tetra), 929 nucleotides. RefSeq names its product complement C1q-like protein 4. Lineage: Eukaryota; Metazoa; Chordata; Actinopteri; Characiformes; Acestrorhamphidae. Bases 16 to 711 code for a protein of 231 amino acids. The record is from RefSeq and is a predicted model, not a curated record. The transcript is spliced from 4 exons. Gene Ontology annotation, molecular function: protein binding.
ACACUCUGCCCAAAAAUGUGUUUUGCAAAGAUGGCAUUCCGUUUCUCUGCUGUUGUUUCCCUGCUGAUGCUCUUGAGCAUUUUCCAGGACAGCGUUGGGCUCACUCAACAUCCAGACGCUGAAGAUGUGGCCAACGCUGCUGAAUGGGAAAGAGGCCUGUUUCAUCAGCACAUAUCCACAACAGCGCUGAAAAAAGAGCUGCUGAAGAUCCAGAAAGAAACCAAAGCCCAAGCACAACAGCUGUCAACCUUGAGAAGUGAGCUGGAAAAAGUGAAGAAAAGUUGUUCUUCAGGGAGGGAAAAGGUGGCUUUCUCCGCUGCUUUAGGACUGCCUGCAGGACUGAGGGGACCAGUCGGUUCUGAGACUACCAUAGUCUACAAAAAUGUCCUCACUAAUGUUGGAAAUGCCUACAACCCCGCUACAGGCAUUUUCACAGCUCCGUUCAAGGGGGUCUACUAUAUUCGAUUCACAGGCAGCGUGUACGACAACAAAUCCAGCAAUAUGGGAGUGAAUCUGUACAAAAACGGCCAUCACCUGAUGCAUUUGGGUGAAAAUGGCUUUGAUGGAGUUGCCAAACAUGCUUCCAGUGGAGUCACUAUGGAGCUGGUACGAGGAGAUCAGGUCUACACCCGUCUCCCAGCAAAUUAUGUGCUGUGGGAUGAUUCAUACUUCCGCACUAGUUUUAGUGGCUUCUUCCUUUUCCCCAUGUAAGCAAAGACCUAAAAAUCAUCUCUUAGAGCCUCGAUGUUGACUUCUUGUGAAAUAUUUCUUCUUUCUGUGUGUGAUUACAUUGGCAACAUAAUUUACUAACAUAUUUACAAUAUACUACACUGUUGAAUUCAAAUCAUUUAACCUGAUUUGUAAUUUUGAAAACUUUAUUGAGAAUGAAAAUCUGUCAGACCAUUUCUAUACUGUAUUUCUAUACUGUU